AAAUAUAAAUAAUAAAUAAAUAAACAAAUAUACUUAUAAAAAUUUUACGUAAAACAACUUUUUUUUAAUGUUGCCAAACUUUUAAACUCAAUAAAAAUAAAUUUAAUGAAAGUUUUCAUUAAAUUAGUUAGAAGAAGACAAGAUGGCCAACGUCUACGAAUGUCUUGUGAAUUGUGAUAACAAUUUUUACGUGUAGUUUUCAAUUUUCAGCAUAUUAUUUUAUGAUUUAUAAAUUAUUAGUGUCAAUUAGUGUAUAUGUAAAUAUUUAAUCAUUUAUAGUGAUACAGUGAGUGAGGAUUAUUUCGAAUCAGUAUAUUCUUUUUAUGAACCUGAUAGAAACCCUCAGGGUAUUAGGUUACCCAAAUUUAAUAUCAAUGGAAAGCUUUAGGUCGCCCAAUUUUCCAUUGGUGGCCGAUUUAUUGUUAUGGCUUUCAAAAAGAUUCGAUCCGGAUACGAAUAUACCCCCCGAAAUCGAUACCGAAGAUGAUAGAGUUAAAUUAAUACGAAACGUAGCGGAAUUCAUGGCGAUAAAGGGGAAUAUUAGGUUAAAUACGAAGAGGUUAUACCAAGCAGACGGUUAUGUCAUUAAGGAAUUGCUAAAAAUAACUUCGAUAUUGCACGAGGCACUUUUGAGUAAUUUGGAACGGGAAGACGACGAUCAAAUCGAUGAGAAUAUUUUAGAUUUGAGAGAAUUUGAUAUCACCGAUAAAAUUAGCGAGUUGAAAUUCUCGAGGCAAUUAGCUGGAGAAGUUACUAAAACUGGUUCAAAUUUAUAUAAUUUGUUGACCAAAGAAGUUGAUUUAAAAGUGGCGCGCCAUAAAAGUAUCGUGCGUCAAUUUGAAUUAUCGGAAGUAGAGUCCGGUAUAAGGGAAGCUAUAAAAUUGAUAAACAUUGAGGUAGAAGAAACUAAACAACUUAUCGAAAAUGUAGCUGCGACUGAAGCUAGUCUCGAUUCUAAAAUUGAAAAACGAAACGUCGAAAUCGGUAGAUAUGAAAAAAGAUUACAAGCAUUAAAAAAAGUUAGACCAGCAUUUCUCGACGAGUUUACGGCUCUGGAAAAAGAACUGGAAGAACUUUUCGUCCGAUAUUCUCUUCGUUUACGCUGCCUGAAUCAAUUAGAAAAACAAUUCGCCGAAUCGGAAACGGCGCAAUUGGAGAAACAACUCCAAAUAACCCUACCCCAAAUACAGACGAUACCGUUGGAGGAAACGGACGAGAACGAUAUUUUUUUAGAAAAAGAAGAAGAGGAGGAGAAAAAAACGCGCGGUACCACGAGCGAUAGAAGAACGCAGCCGCCACCGUUGCUCGAUAAUCGAUCGUCAAUCGAUUUUAGUUCCGAUACGGAAUCCGAUGAUUUGUUUAUCGAUAGAGACGAACCGGAAUUGAUGCAAUCGGAUGAUUCGUUGGGGAUGGAGAUCGCUUCCGGUGAUAGGAGAGCUCCUUCCGGUAGGUUGGUAGGCAGCGACGACGAUUUUUGAUUUUUUUUCGAUUUUUUUUAAUUGUUUCGAGGUAAAUAAAGUUUGACACCAAGUUAGAAAUAUUUUUUAUUUACUGAACGGCCAUAUGAGCAGUCUUUGAAAAAAAUUUGAAAAAUGAAAUAAUAUUUUGUCGUUUAUUCGAUAUUCGAGCAUCGAUUUUUUCAAACUGUCAUUUUGACGUUCGAAUAUCGGUAAAACGUUAAUUUCCGGUUCCGUUUUUAAAAUAAUGACGUGGUUGAAUGAAAAUAAAUCGACAUUCUGUCAAAGUGACAGAAUAAUCAAUGUAGACAACAUUUUAUGGAAAAAAUCGAUUUUUUUUUCGAUUUAAGAGAACAUUUCGAAUGUUCGAAAAUCCGAAUGAAAUUUUUUAGAUACAAGAAAGUACAUUCGAAAAAUCGUCAUUUUUAUGUCAAAAUUUAGUAAAAAAGAAGAAUAAAUUGAAAAAGAAGAUUUAAAGAAAAACGAACACUCGAGUCAAAUACAAGCGUCAUUGAUUUGAAUUUCUAUAAAUACUUGAAAAUAGAAAAAGAAAUGGAAGAAUCAAAAAAGAACAAUGACAUUUAAAUGUCAAAAUUUACUUGAAAACGGAGAUAUAUACUGGAGUUAAUUGAAUAAAAAAGAAGAACAUCAAAUCUGAAAAUGUCAAAUAUUAGUUUUGAACCGAAGACUUUGGAAAAACGACAUUUAAAUGUCGAAAUAUGAAAUAAAAACAAAAAUAAGUAGAAGAAAACACAAGUAGGGGCAAAAAGAAGAUUGUAUUAAAAAAACAAACAUUUAAAUCAAAUAUGGACAUAGGAAGAAGUACAUUUGUUUACAAAAUCGACAUUUAAAUGUCGAAAUAUGUUCAGAAAGAAAAUAAUGUAAAAAAAGCAAAUUGAAUCAAAUAUGGGCACAAUAAAAAGCACAUUGAUGCAUAAAAUCGAUAUUUAAAUGACAAAAUAUGAUCCAAGAAAGAAAAUAAUGUAAAAAAACGCAAAUUGAUUCAAUAAAUUCGAAGAUUGAUUCAAAAAAGAAAUAUUUGAAUCAAAUAUGGACACAAUAAAAUACACAUUGAUGCAUAAAAGUGACAUUUAAAUGUCAAAAUAUGAUCAGAAAGAAAAUAAUGUGGAAUAAAGCAAAUUGAAUCGAUAAAGUCGAAGAUUGAUUCAAAAAAGAAAUAUUUGAAUCAAAUAUGGGCACAAUAAAAAGCACAUUGAUGCAUAAAAUCGACAUUUAAAUGUCGAAAUAUGUUCAGAAAGAAAAUAAUGUAAAAAAAGCAAAUUGAAUCAAAUAUGGGCACAAUAAAAAGCACAUUGAUGCAUAAAAUCGAUAUUUAAAUGACAAAAUAUGAUCCAAGAAAGAAAAUAAUGUAAAAAAACGCAAAUUGAUUCAAUAAAUUCGAAGAUUGAUUCAAAAAAGAAAUAUUUGAAUCAAAUAUGGACACAAUAAAAUACACAUUGAUGCAUAAAAGUGACAUUUAAAUGUCAAAAUAUGAUCAGAAAGAAAAUAAUGUGGAAUAAAGCAAAUUGAAUCGAUAAAGUCGAAGAUUGAUUCAAAAAAGAAAUAUUUGAAUCAAAUAUGGGCACAAUAAAAAGCACAUUGAUGCAUAAAAUCGACAUUUAAAUGUCGAAAUAUGUUCAGAAAGAAAAUAAUGUAAAAAAAGCAAAUUGAAUCAAAUAUGGGCACAAUAAAAAGCACAUUGAUGCAUAAAAUCGAUAUUUAAAUGACAAAAUAUGAUCCAAGAAAGAAAAUAAUGUAAAAAAACGCAAAUUGAUUCAAUAAAUUCGAAGAUUGAUUCAAAAAAGAAAUAUUUGAAUCAAAUAUGGACACAAUAAAAUACACAUUGAUGCAUAAAAGUGACAUUUAAAUGUCAAAAUAUGAUCAGAAAGAAAAUAAUGUGGAAUAAAGCAAAUUGAAUCGAUUAAGUCGAAGAUUGAUUCAAAAAAGAAAUAUUUGAAUCAAAUAUGGACACAAUAAAAUACACAUUGAUGCAUAAAAGUGACAUUUAAAUGUCAAAAUAUGAUCAGAAAGAAAAUAAUGUGGAAAAAAGCAAAUUGAAUCGAUAAAGUCGAAGAUUGAUUCAAAAAAGAAAUAUUUGAAUCAAAUAUGGGCACAAUAAUGCAUAAAAUCGACAUUUAAAUGUCAAAAUAUGAUUCAAGAAAGAAAUUAAUGUAAAAAAAGCAAAUUGAAUCAAUAAAUUCGAUGGUUGACUUGAGAAGAAUCAAAUAUGGAUACAAUAAAGAGCACAUUGAGCAUAAAAUCGACAUUUAAAUGUCAAAAUUAGCUCGAACACAAAAGAAGGUAAAAAAGAUGCAGAAUGAAUUGAAAACGAAGUACUGUUAAUAAAAAACAUACAUUUGAAUCAAAUAUAUGCACAGUAGAAAGCACAUUGAUUUGUAAAAUCGAAAUUUAAAUGUCAAUUUUAGCUUAAACACUAAAAAGAUGCAAAGAGACAACAAAUCAAGUAAAUAAGGGCAUUUAAUCAGAGAACUAACAUUUAAAGCAAAUAUAAGCACAUUGAUUUGUAAAAUCGACAUUUAAAUGUCAAAAUUAGUUAAAGUGCAAAAAAAGAUUUAAAAAAACGUGAAUUAAAAUGGAGAAGGGCAAUAAAAAAAACAAACAUUUGAAUCGUAUCAUAUACACAGUAAAAAGAACAUUGAUUCAUAAAAUCAACAUUUUCAAAUAACGUUUUUUACUCAAAAUAUUUUCGAAAAUGUGUAAAAAACAAAAAACAUGAACGUCAAAAAAUAUACGAGGAAGUGCGAAAAAGUGAAUAAACAUCAGAAUAAAAAAAACAUUGAUUCAUAAAAUCGACAUUUUUUUGAUAGGAAAAAAAUUUUGGCUACAUUGACUAUCCCCUCAAGUUUAGUUUACGCUAUUAUCAAUAUACGACAAAAAAAAUAUGGACACCGAAUUGGUACACAAACGGCAACACUAAAUAAAAAAACAACGUCGACAUUCUCAAUUUUCUUCUUCUAUGCGAUAAUAACCGAAACGUUCAAAAUCACAACGUCAAUUUCACCACUAGUCAAUACUACACCUGUCAUACGUCAAACGAUGACAGUUGACGUAACCGAGAAUGUCGCAUAAUUUUGUACAUUUUUGUAUAUUCUAUUUUAUAUAUAUAUA
Molecule: messenger RNA, 4586 nt
Organism: Diorhabda sublineata
Lineage: Eukaryota; Metazoa; Arthropoda; Insecta; Coleoptera; Chrysomelidae
Gene: Cluap1
Product: clusterin-associated protein 1
Exons: 6
Coding region: 324-1478 (384 amino acids)
Biological process (GO): cilium assembly
Cellular component (GO): intraciliary transport particle B; centrosome; cilium
Source: RefSeq, a predicted model, not a curated record